UGAUGAGAUGAGAGGAGAUGAGGCGUGCGAGAGCGGUUUUAGAACGUCCUUUCGCUGGAGGCCUCAUUUCACUGGAGGACUCUGGAAGACCAUGGAGGACCACCCCGGUGCACCUACCGAGUGGGCCGCAACCGUCCCCCGCUCGAUGAGGGGCUACAGCGGGAUGCAGGAGGACUGGAGGUCGUAAGCCAGGAUGGUGAUUGUGUUCGUAACCCGGGACCCCUCACGACCACAGCCAUGGGGGGCAUCUGAGCAGACCCUGCUGAAAAGGAUGACUGUGUUACUGUACGUGUACUCUCUGUUUACGUGGUUCGGCGGCGGUACCCCCACGUGAGUAACACCGGGGGAGGGGGGCGGGUGACGCGUCCGCAGAGCGGUUCAAAUCGAAGUGGAAGCGGCGCGAGGGGCCGUACGCGCGCCGAGCUCGUGGCGGCGGGCUGCUGCAGUAGCCGCGCGCGCGGGGAGCCCUCCGUCUGGUGACGAAUAAAUAUCGAUGAAUCGUUGAUGGAGAACCGGCGAAAAGUGGAACUUCUGAGGUUCUUCGUACAGGAAAGUUUUUGAAACCUCUCCUACUUCUCGCUCCUCAUUGGUUGCUGUACAAUGAGCGCUGGCUCUGCCCAGAAUGUGGAGGUGGAGCAUUUCCUUCGGGACAUUGAGAGGCGGGGCAGUCGGCUGCAUUGCGCUGCAAUUGGGCAGGACGACACACGUACGCAUGAUGAUGUGACCCUGCUCUACCGCCAGAGCCACCUGGACUGGAGGCACCGAGACCCUGGUGGUGUCAGCCAGAGCUCCACCCAUAAGGAUCCCUCUGCCGCUGUGGCCAAGGUACAAAACGUGGCGUCCUUUCAGCGACACGUCCGCAUGGGCUUUAUGACCGUGCCCGUCUCACAGGAUCUGUUGCCAUGCUCAUCAGCCAUGGUGCCACGCUCCCGGUCCUGCCAUUUGGCGGGAACGGGGGACCUGGAGAACAAACCCCCUGCUGGCCCAACGCCAGGUCUCACCCCCACUCGCCAGCCCCCAGCUAAACCAAAACGGCAUCCUAGCACAAGGCUCAGCUCCAACUCUCACACUGCAGCCCCAGCCUGUGCACAGGUUCCAGUGCGACCUGCAGACAAGAGGAGCGGUGCACCAGUAAAGAAGUGUGAAGCGGUGGAUGUGUCUGCCAGGAAGGUGCCCCCUGUCAAGCCGAAACGGAACCCCAACACCCAACUGUCCUUAGACUCCCCAUCAGCUUGGUUGGCAGCCCCAUCAGCCAACGAACCCCAUUCAUUACAGGAGUCCCAGGGACGAGAGGAGGGGGACAGCGAGGAACCAGUUUAUAUUGAGAUGGUGGGCCGGAGCGUACUCCGCCGUGCUGUCGCUGCCAGAUCCAGCUCAAGCUCAGAGUCAGACCUGAGCGAGGUCAUCUAUGAGGAGAUGAAGUACCCCCUCCCCGAGGAGCCUGAGGUACAGCCGCUGCCCCCUAAGCAGUACAAACCUGGCAAGCCAGUCCGCUCGUCCUCCUGCUGCUCGAAGGCAACAGUGGGAGUCUCCAUGUGCCAUUCCUCCUGUCUCCCUUCAUCUUCCUCGUCCACCCCUGUCCCCUACCCCGUGUCCUCCUGCCCCCAACCCCUAUGUGCUCCCACCUUGUUUCUCAUCCAAGGGAUUAAACUGCCUACAGAGUCCGCUGACAAGAUUCCCGCCCCUUUUCCAAACCUCCUCCAGCACUGGCCCCCGCUGCUCGCCUUCCCGCAGCCUGCUGCUGCCUCCAGUGGGGUGGUGAUCCAGCAGAGGGCUGCUAGUGCAAAGUUGGGAGCAGUAAGCACACAGACUUACGCAGGCCUGGCGCCACCUCCUUACUGCUCCUCCUCCUCCUCCUCCUCCACCACCGCUGUGGCAUCCUCCACAACCAAGCUCCCUGUCCUGCAGCACGGCCACAAGGAGUCCACAGGCUCUGCUGGAGCCCAUGAGGACAAGGUGCGGAUGAAUGGGUUGGGUGUCCACGUGGGACCUGGCCCAGGCCUGCAGGCCCGCAGCCACUCCACUCCCCUGCCCCCAACUUCCCAGUGCUUCCACUACCAGCACUGCCACCCCCAGGCGUCCCACUGUCACCAGUCGCACAGAGCUGAGAAGGAUCUUGUUGUGUCCCACAAUGUGAAGCUCAGCUGCCACACCAUGAGCAGCACCGGUGGGUCGAAGGAGGGCCGGUUCGCGAGGAGGGAGUGGGACAGGGAGCAGGAGGUGGGCGUGUACUCGGCUGCCCCCUCACUCUGCACCAGCUCAGCCCUAGCCGGAAGCUGUGUGACUCUGUCUCCUGACCCCCCCUGCAAUCCAGCCCUUUCCGCCGUGCAGCGCCCCUCUUCCCGGCCCCUCCUCUACUGCUCUCACACCCCCCAGCAAUUACCCUACGGACUGCUGACCUAUCAGGCACCUCUUCCAGUCAGCUCCAUGCUGUGGACCUACCCCUCUUCAGGGCUCAAGAGGCCUCCAGCAUACCAAAGCCUGCGGGGGACAGCGCCACACUUGUUGCAUUCAGAGGGGCGUUCCUUCUCUGGCAGGAGCAGCAUCCCCAGGAGUGGCUCCACCGCAGCCCCACCCCAGCUGGGCACAGGAAGCCUCUCCCGUGAAGGAAGUGUAUGCGAAGCAGCUGUGGAUGAGGGUCCCUGUUGGUCCACGCACAGGAAGGUGUCCUUGAGCCACGGCAGCAGAGACUCUGAGCGGGAUGAUGGCAGUGCAGGUACUCAUGUGCGGAACAAGGGCGAACAGGAACCAGGGACCUCUGGAGGCCAGUCGGGCAUCCCAGUGUGGUGCGGGGGUGUGGGGACUGAGGGUACGGUUCAGAGCUCGGGACCACAGGCCUCAGGCCACUCAAGACUCCACCUACCCUGUCAGACCUUCCCAUCUUGCCAUUGGAAUGGAGAACUGGGCAGACUCGGACGCCCAGCCUCCACAUCAGGGGUGAGGCAGGGCAGCAGCAGUGUGCAGCGACAGAGCAGUUUGCCCAGAGGGAUUCUUAGUCAGCCCCAGCUGCCCUCUCCUCCCACCUGCUCCAUACCACAAUUACAGCUCCAGCUGCACUACCAGCACUUGGCUCAGGGGGCACAGUGGCAGUCCGAAGCCAGCGCAGGCACCUCCCCCCAUUUUCAGAGGGAUGGGAAGCUCCUGGAGGUGAUUGAGAGGAAGCGCUGCCUGUGCAAGGAGAUCAAGGCCCAAAGGCAUCCAGAGAGAAGCCUGUACAAGCAGGACAGCAUGCCCAUCCUGCCGAGCUGGGCAAGGACCCCGGAUGCCACACGUGCAGCCACUCUCCCCUGCCAAAGACAGCAGACCGUGGUGUGGGACACAGCUAUCUGACCUCUAGGGGGAACCAUGGAGUGCAGCUGUGUGAGUGCUGUGGGACAGGACACAGCACAAUGGGUAAAAUGUGGUGCAUUCCUCCUGAGGUGGUUCAUGCUCAGAGAAGUCCUUGUGCUUCCUUCCCUCUGUUUACACUUCCAUCUGGGCGUGUGGGGCCGCACUGCAAAACACAGGGGCUCCUGUCCCGCAGCAGUGUCCUGCUGCCGUUGUUCUUGUAGGGACCUGUACUCAACACACUCAACAUCCGGAGCAAUAAACCACUGUGUUCCUCAGGUUUGUGUCAUGGUUAACCCAACCUUAACCAGCACCACUCAGGGAACGGAAGCUGCAAGCACAGACUCUGCAGCCACACAUCAUCUUUAAUUGUGAAAGGCAGUGCUUUUGGACAGACACAUGUUCAAAUAUACAUGUGCGCACACUGGUGUGGGCAUUUUAUUGUGACUCCUGCUUAAAAAAAACACCCAUUGCCAUUAAUUGUUGACUCUCUGCAGUUUUUCACAAAUCCCAUUUGCAAUUAUUAAUACCAAUUGGACUUAAUCAGGACCAGUUCUCAUACAGCUGAUCCCCAUCAGGUGGUUCUCGCGCACAGCAUCUGAUCCGGUUGAAAAUUGCACCGAAGCAGCUGACUAAGAGAGGCUGAUUGAGAGAGUGUGGGAUGCACUGCAUUGUGGGAUCUGUGUACUCACACUCAGCUCUGCACUGACAGCGUACAGUGUCGUCUACAUAGUCACAUGUUUGUGUUUGGGUUCUCUGUUUCAUACCAAUAUGUGUUAAUUUUGCAAUUAAUACCUAACCCUUCCUGAAGCCAGUCCAUGUGUACUACCACAGUAAGUGUACUUUAUGAAAUCAUUGUAAAAUUCACUAUCCUUCAAGAAGUUUCCGCAAAUAGCUUCUCAUUACCCUAUACAGGCAGUCCCCGCGUUACGAACGAGUUCCGUUCCUCAGUCUGUCUUUGUCAGAUUUUAACGUAACUUGAAAUAGUUAGGUGUGAUGGGUAUCUAAUGUCGGUUAGUCAAAUGUUUGUCUUAGUAUAUACAAACUCCAUUUCCAUAAAAGUUGGGACAC
Scleropages formosus (Asian bonytongue) is the source of this 4398-nucleotide messenger RNA. RefSeq names its product neuronal tyrosine-phosphorylated phosphoinositide-3-kinase adapter 1-like. The transcript is spliced from 7 exons. Lineage: Eukaryota; Metazoa; Chordata; Actinopteri; Osteoglossiformes; Osteoglossidae. The record is from RefSeq and is a predicted model, not a curated record. Gene Ontology annotation, biological process: phosphatidylinositol 3-kinase/protein kinase B signal transduction; neuron projection morphogenesis. Bases 601 to 3330 code for a protein of 909 amino acids.